Molecule: messenger RNA, 615 nt
Organism: Microthlaspi erraticum
Lineage: Eukaryota; Viridiplantae; Streptophyta; Magnoliopsida; Brassicales; Brassicaceae
Source: the annotation of a GenBank genome assembly
AUGAAGGCGGUGCAAGACAGUGUUUCUGCUUGCGUCCUUGACAAAAAGAUAUACACGUUUGGAGUCAACUUUGAUAGUGAUGCCCAGACCUUUGAGAACUCGUUCGAGAUUUACGCGGUCUGUAAUUUUGACGCGGCUGCGGUUGCUUACAAUCCCGAGGAACGUCGUUGGGACAACAAGGUGGACCGAGAGAUUGGUAGAACUAUUGUGGAUCUGAAUUCUCAGUAUGUCAUAGGGAACGUUUUGUACACAGUUGCUGAUUUGGAACGUAAGGGUGAUCCGAGUGAAAGAGAGAUCAUGUGGUAUGACACUGCGGUAGGUAGGUGGAGAGAGGUCACUGGUUUGAAAGGAGCGAUACAGAAUUUCCAUCAUCCAUGUCCGAGUUUCAGAUUGGCUGAUUAUGGUGGAAAAUUGGCCCUCUUUUGGGAGGUGAACUGGUCUUUGGUUUCUAAGAUCGAUUUUUACAGGCCUACGAAAAAAGUUUGGGGUGCGGUGGUUGCACUCGAAAGGCGCCAAAGUGAUGGAGAAAUCUCCGGGAAAGUUGAGUGGUGUGACGGACUGCUUCCGAUCCCAAUCCCAUCUCGUUUGUUGAAGGUUGUUGCUGUUACUGUUUGA